Molecule: messenger RNA, 2402 nt
Organism: Parasteatoda tepidariorum (common house spider)
Lineage: Eukaryota; Metazoa; Arthropoda; Arachnida; Araneae; Theridiidae
Cellular component (GO): stereocilium tip; plasma membrane; stereocilia ankle link complex
Molecular function (GO): protein binding
Source: RefSeq, a predicted model, not a curated record
CGUUACGGUAAGGUGUGUUUGGUUUUAGAACAGGUGGUUCAUUCUGUCGGUCUGCUUGGGUUAAUGCCAUUACAUCCGCUCUUUCUCCCAUUCCUGUUUUCUAAAUAACAAAGUGAAACUAUUUUUUUUUUUGUGGAACAAAAUUAACAACGGAUUUCUCUUUCUCGAAUUCUAUAUCUUACUAAAAGAUCUUUUUGGUGACAAAAUUUGAUUACCAGUUCAAGGAAUUCAUGUGAAGUGUGAUUUUGUGGAAGAAAACAAAAUUGUGAUAAAAAAUGAAGCCAAAAGAUGAGAGUUUUGGCCUUGGACCCCAGCAGAAUGGGUAUCGUUCCGAAUAUGCAACUAUGGAACCGUAUGCUGCUAGUAUCAUUAAAGUCAUCACUCUAAGAAGAAGGGGUACAGCUCCGCUUGGAUUUUCAAUCCGUGGAGGAUGGGAACAUGGAACAGGAGUAUUUAUAUCAGAGAUCGUUCCUGGAUCCAUUGCUCAAAAACAAGGAUUAAGAGUUGGUGACCAAAUUGUAAGGAUAAAUGGCUUUAGCAUCCAUCGUGCAAUCCAUAUGGAAGUUUUAAGCCUACUGAAAACUUGUCCGGGAAUUGUCCUUAAAAUCAAACGUGUCGGUAUAUUACCAGUUAAAGAACGUGACAAAGAUCCGGUCACAUGGAAAAUAGUUGAACCACAAAAUCCCUUAAUAUGCUCUAAUCAAGUAACUCAUUCGCGUGUGAAUGGCUCUACUUCGGAGAACAACAUCAUUGUAAAAGUCGAAAUAUGCGUGCCUGGUUCGGCAAGCCUCGGUUGCAGCAUUGCCAAAGGACCUGCUGAACUGCCCGGUAUAUUUAUGUGUACUGUGAAAGAAGGCGGGAUUGCAGAUCAGGCUGGCUUGCAAGUUGGCGAUCAAAUUUUGGACAUGAACGGAACUAGCUUUCACGACUUAAAACUCAAUGAAGCUGUAGGUCUUAUGAAAUCUGUUAAGGACAUUCGCCUGACUGUCAAAAAAGGCGCAGGUAUUAGUCUAUUCUUAGACAAUGCUUCCACCUGCCAAUCAAAUGGAAACAACAAGAACGAAGAUUGCAUUUCGACUACAAGAAGUCUCAGCGACGGAAUGUCAACCACUCUAAAAGAACACGACUUUUCCGGCAGCUGUUCUUCGAAGUCUGAGGGUAGUUCCUUCCAGAGCAGCGUCUCCAGCGACUCUGAGAAAGACUACUCCAUCUCGGAGGAGAGUGCAUUUGAAGGCGUACCAAAGAACGGCAAGUGGUCAACCCAACACAAGAAGAACCCAUCUUCUGCCUCGACCAUCGAAGACGACACGUGGCUUCUGGAGGAGAAGAGGAGUCUGGAGGAAGAGAAAAGAAGACUGGAGGAAGAAAAGAAAAGGCUGGAAGAAGAGAAGCGGAAACUGGAACUGGAAAAGUCUUCUUCUUCCUCGUGUUCUUCUUCUUCUCAGUUGACGUCUCUGGAAGACACUUCUUUCAAAGAUAAUAGUUUCUUAAAUGAAUUGCAAAAGGUGGCGGCCAAGAUGAGCACGAAAGAGAACAAAGGUGAUGAGGUGCUCAGAAAUGGUGUCCCCAUCAAAACUACUCGUGCAGAAGUUUUUAAAGGCAAACGAUGCAAAGAAGAUGCCAUUAAAAGAAUGCAGCAUGAAAUGCUGAUGGAAGAAUUUCGAGCAGCUCAUCGAAAAAUGUUUGGUCAACAAACAGUAUUAGAUACAGAAGUGAAUGGGAAGGAGAAAGAUACAGAUAGUUUUGAUUCGAAAAUGUCUUUUAAGAACAAAUCAAAACCACCUCCUCCACCACCAAAAACUAAUGAAAAUAAUAAUAACAAAGAGUGCCAAAAGAUCACAGUCAAUGGUCAAGUUCCGGGCCUGCAAACCCAGACGCUGAACAAAUUCGAAAGGGUCGUCACAGUACAGGAUAAGCCAGUGGAAAAAGAAAUAGUCAAACCUCCUACUCCAACCAAUGGCUUCAGAGUCACGGUUACGGAUAGAUCCAGGCAGUUUGAAAAUGGCUGCAAUACUACUGCAGCUAAAAGCAAAACAGGGACUUUGGUUGAAGUCACCCCUUGGACAACCAGGCUCUAACUGUUAUCGUUUUUGAACUACUGUGCAAUACAAGAUGCUCAACAUUAUUUGCUGUAUUUCUAUGUCAAAAGUUUGAAAGCAUGGACGUCAUAGUCAAGCGAGGGGGAUUUUUGGACAUAUUUUUGAUGAGGUUUUUUAUUAAGAGUUUCAACAGUAUUCUAUUCUUUUUCAUGUACAUAUUUCAAUACCAAAGUAAAUCCAUUUCAUACCAGUAUUUAAAAAAUAUUUCUCCAAGUAUCUCAUGGAUAUACACCGAAGAGCCAUUACAUUAUGACCACACUGCUAAUAACAUGUAGGACCACCUUUAGCCCUCAAAACUGUUAG